AAGAUACUGUACUGCAUAUACAGCACACCAAUCAUUGUGCAGAUCUUCGAUGGAAACAAGGAGCCCUCCCUACACAAUUAAAGCAGGAAGCCAAGCAGAGAUGUCCGCCUGUCGUGUGUUACUUUCCAUUUCUUUCAGUCUAGGUUUGCUUCGGGCGACUGGCACAGCCGUGUCGAGCCAGACAAUAACCAUUCAGGACAGCCACCAGCAGGGUCUGGUCAGCUUGAACGACAUGUUCCGUGAGGUGGAGGAGCUGAUGGAGGACACCCAACACAUCCUGGAGGAGGCGGUCGACCAGAUAAGAACGGAGAGUGCUUUGGAUGCGCGCCAUCGUUACGACAACGGUACUAAUAAAGUUGGGACAGAUAGCGCCACGACGGCUCAAGUCCUUCAUCAAACUGACAGGGAAACUACAAACAAAACAGGAGAGACGGAAUUCCCCCAACUGCCUGUGGAGACCUCCAGCCAGUGGAACAGUGCGGCUCAUGAGUGCAUGGUGGACGAGGACUGUGGGGAACGGAAGUAUUGUUUGUAUGGGAUUGAUCACUCCAGGUGCCUCCCCUGCAUACCAACUGAUAUGCCCUGUACAAAAGACGAAGAGUGUUGCUCAAGGCAGAUGUGUGUUUGGGGCCAGUGUACGAUCAAUGCCACCGAGGGAACAGAGGGAACAAUCUGUCAGGGUCAGAGCGACUGCAGACCCGACCUCUGCUGUGCCUUCCAACGAGAGCUUUUAUUCCCAGUGUGCAACCCCAAACCAGGAAAAGGGGACUACUGUCUGAAUCAACCCAACCUGUUGAUGGACAUGCUGGCUUGGGACCAGGAGGGUCCUCGUGACCAUUGCCCUUGUGCCAACGACCUACAGUGCCAGUUUCAUGGACGUGGGUCUGUUUGUGGAUAGUUCAACUGGAAAAAGGGAGUCUGAGCACAGUACACAACAACACAAAACCUGUCCUGACGUUACUGGGAAGGCCUGAUUGAUCAUUCACCAAACAACAGCUCACCAACUGCCAUCAGUUUUUCAGAAGUCGUGGUUACCGCAAGACAAGUCGCACUGUUCCUUAUGUGUUUGCAUGACUUGGAAUAAACGACGCCAGCAGCCUCUAAAAGAUUGUUGGGAAUUUCUUGUCUUUUCCUGAAGCUAACAGAAAUAAAAUGGACUGACACAA
Molecule: messenger RNA, 1166 nt
Organism: Dunckerocampus dactyliophorus (ringed pipefish)
Lineage: Eukaryota; Metazoa; Chordata; Actinopteri; Syngnathiformes; Syngnathidae
Product: dickkopf-related protein 3-like
Exons: 8
Coding region: 50-898 (282 amino acids)
Biological process (GO): negative regulation of canonical Wnt signaling pathway; multicellular organism development
Cellular component (GO): extracellular region
Molecular function (GO): receptor antagonist activity; co-receptor binding
Source: RefSeq, a predicted model, not a curated record